Papaver somniferum (opium poppy) is the source of this 1267-nucleotide messenger RNA. Its product is annotated as protein GID8 homolog. Gene Ontology annotation, biological process: proteasome-mediated ubiquitin-dependent protein catabolic process. The record is from RefSeq and is a predicted model, not a curated record. Gene Ontology annotation, cellular component: cytoplasm; nucleus. Gene Ontology annotation, molecular function: protein binding. The transcript has 8 exons. Bases 178 to 909 code for a protein of 243 amino acids. NCBI's taxonomy places the organism in Eukaryota, Viridiplantae, Streptophyta, Magnoliopsida, Ranunculales, Papaveraceae.
UCAACUGCGAAAAGAAUCAGCGAGAGACACCGGAGAGAGAGCGAGAGAUUAGAGACGAACUGACGAACUCCGAUAACCGUUGAUCAGAAACCAGCAUAAACCGUCGGGAUAUUAAAAAACGUGGGAAUCUGAAGACUGUGGGUUUGGAUUUUGAUGGGUUUGAAUGAGGUGAGCUGAAUGUCAUCAUUCGCCUGGACUCAAAUACGUACUCGAGCAUUGAUUGAAAGAAUGUCGACAUCAAAGAAAGUGAUAACAAGGGUGGACUGGGAGAAAAAGCUCAAUGAUGUAAAGAUUAGGAAAGAAGAUAUGAAUAAGCUGGUUAUGAAUUUUCUUGUAACAGAAGGUUUUGUUGAAGCUGCAGAAAAAUUUAAAAUGGAGUCAGGAACUGAGCCAGACAUAGAUCUUGCAACAAUAACAGAUCGUAUGGCUGUCAAGAAGGCGGUACAAUGUGGAAAUGUUGAUGAUGCACUUGAGAAAGUUAAUGAUUUGAAUCCCGAGAUACUAGAUACAAAUCCACAACUAUUUUUUCAUCUUCAACAACAAAGGCUGAUAGAACUGAUUCGCAAUGGAAAAGUUGAAGAAGCUCUUGAAUUUGCUCAAGAAGAGCUUGCACCAAGAGGAGAAGAAAAUGAAACCUUUUUGGAAGAGCUGGAGAGGACAGUAGCACUUUUGGCGUUCGAAGACUUCUCAAAUUGUCCUGUUGGAGAGCUUCUGGACAUAUCCCAACGUCUGAAAACAGCAAGUGAGGUGAAUGCUGCCAUCCUCACCAGCCAGAGUCAUGAAAAAGAUCCCAAGCUACCAAGCCUGUUAAAGAUGCUUAUUUGGGCUCAGAACCAACUCGAUGAGAAAUCUACAUAUCCAGGAAUCAACAACUUGGUUACGGCCGUUCUAGAAGACCCUGCUGUAUGAGUGGUGAAAAAGCUUCCCCCGUCUACGAAAGUUCAAGAGUGCUUUGGGGCGAUGGUCUCACAUGCCUUAUGCAAGGAGUGGUUGUAGCCGGUGUCGACUAUUUGAGAUUUACCAGCCAGCGGAUUAACAGGGAGUGUUAACAAUGUUGCCUGCCAUGAAAAGUAUAGUGAAAAAGACUUUAUAGAAUGCAAAACUUUAGCUUGUUUGCUCAAGUAGUAAGUGAAGAGACGAGCACCAGAUACAUAUUUGUCUAGUGAAAUGAAAGGUACCAAGAAAAACAAGUUAGUUGGUGGUGUUGCAAAAAUAGAUUCUCAUACAUUGUUUUUCUCCACUUAUUUUAUUUUUUCCUUUAAAGUUA